Strongylocentrotus purpuratus (purple sea urchin) is the source of this 560-nucleotide messenger RNA. RefSeq lists its product as uncharacterized. The transcript is spliced from 4 exons. Bases 156 to 560 code for a protein of 134 amino acids. Lineage: Eukaryota; Metazoa; Echinodermata; Echinoidea; Camarodonta; Strongylocentrotidae. The record is from RefSeq and is a predicted model, not a curated record.
AGUAGUAAUGUCACUUCAUCGCUACCGCGAAAUACGAAUGAAAAUUAGGCGAACCUUGGAAGUAAACACGAGUUUCAAAGUAAAAUUCAAACUUUAUCUUUCCAGACAAGUUUUGCUGAUUGAAAUGACUGAUUGCUGAAAGACAGGGCAGGACGAUGGAGGGCUCUGGCCAGUUCUUCCAGCUGGAUGAAGAUGACAUGUUUAGCAGUGAUAGCUUUCUAGAGGAGCUGGAACAGGUAGAGAAAGUGGAACAUGCUGUCUUCAAGUCCAAGCAAGCAGUAUCUCAUCAUGUACCCCAGCAAAACAGCUUCAACAAUACUAGCAAGGCAGCUCCUUCCAUGCCUACAAGGAAUGCAACACCAGUCUUACCUCAAGUAAAAACUCCAGUUAGUGGUGGGGGAAGAAAGUUUUCAUUCAAAAGUAAAACAUCACCUGAAAUUCCACUACCUCCUGACAUUGGUAACCAAAAGCAAAGAGAGUCGACUGAUAAUAUUGAAGAAAGGAUUGGGAACCUCCUUCCAAAACUGUCAGUGGUGGCCAUCGAAGUGGGGGGACAUUAA